AACUCCGUGAUGUUUGUCCCUGCUCGGCUGCCGUCAGGGAGCUGAUGCCUCAGAACAAACCAGAACUGAGUGAACUUCUGCUUUCACUGCGCGGCAGUGAUUGAGAUAUCAAAAACAUGCCAUAGCUCAGGGUCUCUGCAUUGACAGUGUCGCAAAGUAGCCGGUAUCCGUUCAGAGUCUCCGCAUCACUAAUCUCGACCGCGUCCUCUCGAGCUCAGAUUUACAAUAGUAAGGAGGCACCUGCAGCCAGAUGGACCAAAGAUGUGUCAAAACAAGAUUGGGGAUUUUCUUUUCUUCAGUGCACUAGAAAUACUUUUCUAAAGAUGACUUCGACAUCCUGUGAAAUGGAAGGUCUGAAGUGAUGGAGAACAGAAAGGAGGGCCCUGUGAGGGAGCAAACCCUAGAACAGGAGCGAGGACUGCUCCAUAUCUGGCAUUCAGCCGGCCCUGGUCUUCAGCCUUGUCCAGAGAGAGUGCUUUUUUCCAGGCCUGUCCUACAGGCUGCCCUUGGUGAACACCAUGGACUCCUGCUUACACAAGGUGGUCUGGUGUAUUCUUUCGGGGAGCUGUUGUGGAGGGAUGUAAGCAUCCCAGUGUCUGCACCAGUGCUGGAGGCCUCAUUGCUGGGAAAGACAAUGGUCCUUGUGGCUGCUGGUGGCUUUCACUGCGGAGCCCUUAGUGACCAGGGCAACAUCUACAUGUGGGGAGAGAACACUGCUGGACAGUGUGGGCUGACCGAGAGUGGUGCAGCUUCAAACAUCACAGUUUCAGAGCCUUGUCCAGUCCCCGUGGUGGACAGGGAUGUCGUUCCUCCAGCAAUGGUUAAGGUAGUGGACCUGGCUUUUGGACGGGAGCACAGCCUGGCUCUUUCAGCCCAGAAUGAGCUUUGGGCGUGGGGAAGUGGUUGCCAGCUUGGCCUGGUCACCAGUACCUUCCCUGUAUGGAAACCACAUAAGGUGGAGCACUUGGCAGGCAGACAUGUACUCCAGGUGGCUUGUGGUGCCUACCACAGUCUGGCACUGGUUCAGAGUUUACCUCCAAAGAACUACAAUACCCAGAGGCUUGAGAAAAGGGAGAAGAGCCAGUCACCUCAGCCCUUUGCAUCAGAGAGGGAUGACUUGUUUGCAGCUGACUCUGGUCACUACUGUCCACUAGGGGUGGAGCUCACUAAAGUCAUGUCAGAUGUGACCCCUCCAAGAAGAAGAAGCCCCAGACCAAGGCUACAACACGGUGGAAUGCCAGCUGGCAGUAGCUCUUGCACCAAGCUUGAACACCAUGAGCACACUGACCCACUCACUCAAGUAGAUGGCAGCCUCUUAUCCCACUCAAUGCCUGUCUGGAGAGCUAAUAAGGACUCUGCUUCCCUUGAUGAAAUGGAGCUUCAGAAUGUUGUCCAGAAAAACUCAAGUUUCUCAUGCGACCACAUUACAGGGCCAGGAGAUACCGACUCACUGAGCAGUUACACGUCAGAAGACAGCUGUGUCUCUUCAACUCCAUCCACUGAUCUUUUGACUUCCAGUUUCAAAGAAGAGUUAGCAAUGAAAAGCCAAACAAACAAUAACAGUGGAGCAGACAUGCCAUACUCCUCUUCCCCAGCGUGUUUGGAAGAAGUUCAGCUUUUUCUUGCAGCAGAGAAGCAGGCACUGAAGGGGCAGAAGAGCUCAAGUCUCACAAAUAUAAACCAGAGGGGGAAAGCUGCAAACAGGAGACGCUCUCUGCCUGGAACACCCACCCGCGGGUCUCCUAGGCGACAGAGGCCUUGUCCUUGCAUACCAUUCUCUGUGGGUCGGAAGCAAGCUGCAGCACCAGAGGAUGCAGGAGAAGGGAUGCCAUCUCUUGAGACAGAAGUGUGGAGCUGGGGCCGUGGGUCUGAAGGGCAACUAGGCCAUGGAGAUCAGCUAGCCAGACUCCAGCCUCUAUGUAUCAAGACCUUGACGGGUGAGGAGAUGAUCAAAGUUGCUGCUGGUUCACACCACUCUUUGGCUCUCACUGCUCAAUGUCAGGUGUACUCAUGGGGCAGUAACAUGUGUGGACAGCUUGGGCACGUCAACAGUCCUGUCACAGUUCCUCAACUUGCUAAGCUGUCUGAUGGUCUCCGGGUUUGGGACAUCUCAGCGGGUCAGAGCCAAUCGCUCCUCCUGGCUGAUGGAGACUGUGUCCAGCCAGUCCUGCUGUACUGUGGUCAGCAGCUCCAGCCAGCGUCAGUGCAGAGUGAGAGGUUAAACCAAGGUCAAAGGUCAUGCCAGAGGUCACCCAACAGAGCAGAGAGUUACACAGUCAGACCCACUCUGCUGCCCUUCUGCAUGGAGAUGGGUUAUAUUAGCAGUGUGUGUUGUGGUGGUUCAAGCUGUGCAGUGUUGGCAGACCAGAACGUGAAUGGUUUCAUCUCAGCUGUCCAUGAACUGGCCUCCAGAGAGAGGCAGUUCUUCUGCUGGUUAAGCAGCAUGAGGAAGCUCCUGCUCACCCCGCUACGAAACAGAGAGAGUGUCUGUCCGUCGUUAGGGGAGCCAUGCACUCAUCUCUUCUUCUCUCUCUGUGAGAGUUUUAUUCGUCUUUGCGUCCUGAUUGGUCGCCACUCCGCAUCACUUAGCUACUUCCUGCACAACAUGCAAGGACAGGAUGUCACUUCUCUUCUUCUGCUGACACACACUGAGCACUUUGUGGACAUUUAUAAAGAGUAUUUUUCUUCAGUCAGUGACUUCCAGGUGAUGGGUGGAUUCCAGGCAUUACAUAAACUGUCACUUGAGUGUUUAGGCUCUAAGCAGACAACGCUCACUCAGCUGUGUGUAUCCGACAAAUCUGUCAGUGGGGAAGUUGAUCUGGAUUCGAUGUUAUACUGGCCUCUGCAACAGCUCCACCAGUACAGCAGAGUCCUGCUCAAACUGGCUGCCUGUUAUGACGUGUUAACAACAGAGUAUCAGUCCCUCCAUCAGGGCUGUAGUCAGUAUGAGACUCUGUCUUUGUCCUUGAUCAGAAGGAAAAAAGAGGCUGAAACCACCUUCCUCUUCUGGAAGGCCCAUCCAGGAAAAUCCACUGAGGUUCUGCGUCUCCCCAAACGCCGCGUGGUGUGUGAGAGCCGCAACAGAUCCCUGACUCUGCAGAAUGCUGGGCGGUUUUCCAACCACUGGUUCAUACUGUUCAAUGAUGCACUGGUGCACACGCAGUUCUCCACACAUAGCGUCUAUCCUCUGACCUGUCUGUGGGUGAAACCAGUCACAGAUGACAGCACUGGACUCUAUGCCAUCAAAAUAACAUGCCCAGAGGAGAGUUUCACCAUCGUAGCAUCAACACCUCAAGAGAAGAACAAGUGGCUGCGAUCUCUAAACCAGACGCUGGAUCAUGUGCUGGGUGGUGGAAGUCAGGGGUCGUCACCGGGUUUGACGGCAAUGUCUCGCACAGCUUCCUAUAAGUUCACUGGUGAGGGACGGUUUAAAGACGCCCGUUACAGCGGGGGCUGGCUGGCAGGACAAAUUCAUGGCAGUGGCACCAUGAAGUGGCCAGAUGGACGGGUCUAUAGUGGACACUUUAAGAGUGGACAGGAGGACGGCUUUGGACAGUGUAUGAUACCUCACAAAGCCCUGAAUAAGCCGGACAUCUAUCAAGGACACUGGAAGGAUGGCAAGAUCCAUGGUUUUGGCAAAUACAAGUAUGCCAGCAGUGAGGUGUAUGAGGGAUGUUUCUGUGAUGGAAAACGACACGGCUAUGGAAUGCUGAGUUCUGGCAAGCUGGACAAGAAGUCCUCUGGUGUUUUCAUCGGCCAGUGGGUACACGACAAGAAGACAGGAUAUGGAGUCUACGAUGACAUCACAAGAGGUGAGAAGUACAUGGGACUGUGGUCGGACGAGCAGCGGCAUGGCAGCGCUGUGGUUGUCACUCAGAACGGUGUUUACUUUGAAGGGACCUUCAGAGACAACAAGAUGAGUGGUCCAGGUCUGUUGGUGUCAGAUGAUGACACAGCUCUCCAUGGGGAGUUCUCGGAUGACUGGACUGUCAAUGGGAAGGGUGUUUUAUCUUUUGCCAACGGUGACUGCCUGGAUGGCAUGUUCAGUGGAGAGUGGACCACAGGUUUGAAGGUGGUUGGAACAUACACCAAACCCGCCAAUGGAGAACCCGAGAACAAAGAGAAAAAACACUUGACCAGGCAGGGUCAGUACGUGGUGCCUGCAGGGCAGCGAUGGGUCUGUGUGUUCGAUGAAUGUUGGAGUCGGCUGGGCUGUGAUGCUCCUGGGAGAGGAGAGAGGACCACAGCCUGGGAGAACAUUGCUGUUACAAUCGCAACUGCACGAAGACAGAGCCCAGACCUCAGUAGGUCACAGAGCAAAGUGUUGGAGUCUUUGGAGUUCAUUCCUCAUUAUGAAGAGCAAGUCACUACAGCCAACUAUGACAACAUACGAAGAUACCUCAUGAAGGCGUGUGAAACCCCUCACCACCCCCUGGGUUGGCUGGUGGAGACGCUGGUUACUGUUUACAGGAUGACUUACGUUGGUGUGGGAUCCAACCGCAGGCUGCUCAGACAGGCCGUCAACGAAAUUCAUGCCUUCCUCACACAUUUCUUCAACAUCGUUCGGUUUCUAUUUCCUGGAUUACCUGAUGAUGGCUGUGUCAUCCCAGAACUACCUGCCUCUCAGUCUGAAAGUAGACACAGCUCGUCCUUUGCGGAGCAAUGUGUUGUGGUGCUGAGCUGCUCCUCUCUGCUCCUUCCACUGCUGCUCCCUCGCCUCUACCCCCCUCUCUUUACCCUUUACUGCCUACAGGAGGAGCAGGAGGAGGCCCAGUACUGGGAGCGCGUCCUUAGACUCAACAAACAGCCGGACCAGUCCUUGCUCAGCUUCCUCGGAGUUCAGGAGAAGUUCUGGCCUGUCUGGAUGUCGAUUCUCGGUGAGAAAAAGCAGAUUGUGUCCAGCAGCAAAGAUGCCUGCUUUGUUUCAGCUGUAGAGACCCUUCAACAAAUCAGCACCACAUUCACUCCGUCAGACAAACUCCUCGUCAUCCAGAAGACAUUUGAAGAGUUGACCCAGGAAGUAAAACCCAUGCAGGAAGGGGAAUUCCUGUGGUGCAUGGAUGACCUGCUCCCUCUCUUCCUAUAUGUGUCGGUCAGGGCUAGGAUCAGGAACCUGGGAGCUGAAGUCAGUCUGAUAGAAGACUUGAUGGAUCCCAAUGUUCAGCACGGAGAGCUGGGACUGAUGUUCACCACACUAAAGGCCUGCUACAUCCAGAUUCAGCACGAGUCAACUAUUUAAAGGGGACAGGGAGACGAACAACCAGAAGAGGAAUUAGCAAUAAAAGCAAGGGACAGCACAGCACUUCACAUAUACAGUAGGUGCUGUUGGAGCAUUAACAGUUAAACCACCAGUGUCCACUGGAGGUCACCUGAAGGCUACAAUGUGACCACACAGAAAAAUGGGUAAAGAGACUAUCUAUUUGGUAUGUUGGAGCACGCCAAAGUUCUUGCUUUUCUGUGAAAAACACAACACAUCACUCACUUUUGGUAAAAAAAACUAGUGUCAUCUUUGCAGAAUAGUUUCUGGUAGUAUGUUUUUGUGUGGCUCUUUAGUAAGACCUGAGUUGACGUAAUACAUUUCAAAUACAUCAGCUUGGGUUCUAUUUCUCAGUUCAGUCAUCACCAAAGCAUUUAAAGAAAACCCUAUUUGUGGACUUUUUUUCGGGUUUAACAAAAGUGCAUACAGGAUCAGAAACAUACAGUAAGAACACUGUAUGAGGUGUGCUUUUUUUCUGCUCUUCUACUAACUCAGCACUUCCAUGAUGAAGUCUGAGAAGGGGUCAGGUUUUAAAGUGGGUAAAGGGAUGGUAACUAAUGGUACAAGCGAAUAGUAAUUUACAUUUCUCAGUGGUCAGGCACUCCAGCUGUGAAACUUCAGGCGAUUAAAGUCUUGAUUUGAAUCACUCUGGUUCCAUAAAACUGUAACAAAUUAAGACCAACUGGUAACAGGAAUUGUAGUAUUUUGUAAAUAACAGAUUUUAAAGAAACAUUUUCGAAUCUCAGGAAAAGCAACUUUGACAAAAAAAAAAAAAGUGUACUGAAGCCAGAUGGUAGUUACCUUUAAAAGUUCAGGUAAUGAAAGGGAAAACACUCUCUCAAAAGAAAAAUGAUAUUUUAAUAUUUACAGUCUCCUGAGACAGUUUAAAUCAUUCAUAUUUAUUGAUCUAGGAAAACUUAACUUCUACCAAUCUACUUAACUACUGCCAGAUGCUGCUGUUUGAAGUCAAAGAAGCAGACUGUCUCAGGUAUGAAUAUUUGAUAAUAAUAGGUAAUAUUUGAGGACAGUUACCGGUACAUCUCAAACAAGGGAAAUACCCUAGCACACUUUCAAUGAUAAAUUUAGGGUACAUUGUUUAGCCAAGCAUUAAUGAUCAAUUCUCUUGUGAUAUUUCAUGGUUUGUACUUCUGUAGCAUUUGUGUUUUGCUUUUCUGUAAACAAGCAUAUAUGAACAAGUCUGAGGGAGAAUGUUGCACUGACAGUUUUCUUUUUUGUUUAGCUAAAGGGAGGGAGAAAUAAUUUAAACACUUGAACCAUUUUCUUAUGAACUACUGCACUUGAAUAAGAAAUAAGAGAUGCAUAUGCAACAGUUAUCACACUAUACGUGUCUUUUAAUGCAGAUCCAUUAAAAAAUGUUUUUAAAGUUUUAGCUAGGCUUCAAGAAAAGGUACUUUUAAUACAUUUAGUUUCAUUCUUUGAUAGUUUGGCUUCAACAUUAUCCUGUUUUGGGUUUUUUAAGCACCUUAGAGAGCUGCAGUUUCCAGGUAACCGUUACUGAAUUGACUCUUUACUUAUUAGUGAUUCAAGCAAAAUAAUAAAUCUAAUAUUUUUCUUGUAUCAGCAAGUUUCUCUUAAUCCCAUUGAGUUUCAUUACUUGAAUCUGAAAUGGGUGUACAACACUCUGCUGUUAAGGACAUAAAAAAAAACAGAAUGUUAAAAAAAAAAAAAGAUUGUGAUCAAAUUUUUAUAUAUUUUUUCUUUCCAUAUUAUAAAAUAUGUAUGGAUAGACAUAUGGACAUUACAAAAAAUAGAGUACAUGUUCACAUACCUGUACAAAGGUUUCUAUACAAAUACCAUGAAUACACAGUCAAGAUGAAAUAAUACUGAUAGUAGUAAUCAUAAUAAAUUGAUAUAAUAAAUAAACAAAGACACACAGAGAAUGUUAAAUUUGUAGUUCAAAUAUAUGACAACCACAUGAUUAGGUUACUUUGAGAGCAUCUGAAUUCACAGUACUGUACAGCUCUGAUGUUACUGGCUAUUGAUAGCAGUCUUUUCUCAGGACUAAAGCAAACCUGUAGAAAAACUGAAAUUCCUAAUCAAACAACAAGCAGAAAGUUAAAAAGAUCAUUCAUGUAUUUUCUCGUAUUUCAACAUUAGUCAAUUUAAUGUGCACUGUAUUACUACUCAACUUUUCCUAGAAUGUAAACACUCCGAAUCUGUGUGGCGUGAUAAAAUGAUUUUAUUUUUGCUAUAACAACCACUGCUGUGUAAUGUAACAUGUGUACAUGAAUAACAAAACGGUAUUCAGUUAAUGCCUUGCCUCCAUUACAUCCAUAUUUGAGUUGACAGUACACGUGUUCUGCAUGUCUGAGCUAAGUGACAACAACUCAAACAUAUUAUAGCACUGCCAAUCAAAGUCUGUCACAUACAGCAUUCAAUGUAUUGUCUAUCACAGCUAAUGUUAUAUAUGAUAAUGCACUUUUCGCCACAAAACAAAUAUAUAUAUAUAUACCUAAAUUAAAAGCAAUGAUUUGUUUUAAUUCAACAUUAUUUGGAGGUGUAAAAGGCUGUAACCUGACUGAAUUGAUGUAUUUGUUUUAUUUUUCUUACCAAGUCUUAUAUAUUUUUGUAACAUGUCUAGAAUAAGAAGGUACGGGGAACUGAUCAAACAUGGUUAAUAGUUUUUGGAUGUAUAUAUUUUGCAUUGACAUGGGAAAUUAACUAUAGUGUUCAUUAAAAAAGGGCAAUAAAUUGUUUCAAAUCUGAAAA
Molecule: messenger RNA, 7987 nt
Organism: Notolabrus celidotus (New Zealand spotty)
Lineage: Eukaryota; Metazoa; Chordata; Actinopteri; Labriformes; Labridae
Product: alsin-like
Exons: 39
Coding region: 362-5239 (1625 amino acids)
Molecular function (GO): guanyl-nucleotide exchange factor activity
Source: RefSeq, a predicted model, not a curated record